AUGUCUCUCUCCAACCUUUCUCACGUUAUUUCCCACCUAAACAAUGUCACCAAGGCCCGCCUCGGUCUCACCUCGAUCCCCAACACCAAGCUACACCUGAAGCUCUGCCUUGCGCUGCAAAAUGACGGAUUCAUCUCUACCGUUGUUCGUGGCGGCCCGACUCCCCCCGCUCCGCAUGAGCUCCUUGGCCACCCCAGCUCCAAGGACAUCGAACCUGUGACUCAAGCCAACGUCGCCACCAGACGUCUCUGGCUCGGAAUGAAGUACUGGCGCAGCGAGCCGGUUCUGGGCAAGAUGAAGAUGAUCAGCACGCCUAAACGGAGAGUGACCGCCAAGCUCCAGGAUCUUCGGCGCGUGGUCCAAGGCCACAACACUCCCUACAUCGAGGGUCUGCGGUCGCCGGGUGAGAGCUUAUACAUCUCGACGGAUAAGGGCAUCAUGGAGGCGAGAGAGUGCGUUGAAAAGAAGAGCGGCGGUCUGGUCCUGUGCCGGAUCAAGUAA
This is a messenger RNA of Aspergillus aculeatus ATCC 16872, 501 nucleotides long. Its product is annotated as mitochondrial 37S ribosomal protein uS8m. Gene Ontology annotation, cellular component: ribosome; mitochondrion. Bases 1 to 501 code for a protein of 166 amino acids. NCBI's taxonomy places the organism in Eukaryota, Fungi, Ascomycota, Eurotiomycetes, Eurotiales, Aspergillaceae. The record is from RefSeq and is a predicted model, not a curated record. The transcript has a single exon. Gene Ontology annotation, biological process: translation. Gene Ontology annotation, molecular function: structural constituent of ribosome.